Nothoprocta perdicaria is the source of this 594-nucleotide messenger RNA. RefSeq names its product RAP2B, member of RAS oncogene family (gene RAP2B). Gene Ontology annotation, biological process: negative regulation of cell migration; Rap protein signal transduction. The record is from RefSeq and is a predicted model, not a curated record. Gene Ontology annotation, cellular component: plasma membrane. Bases 1 to 552 code for a protein of 183 amino acids. Lineage: Eukaryota; Metazoa; Chordata; Aves; Tinamiformes; Tinamidae. Gene Ontology annotation, molecular function: GTP binding; GTPase activity; GDP binding. The transcript has a single exon.
AUGCGGGAGUACAAGGUGGUGGUGCUGGGCUCGGGCGGCGUGGGCAAGUCGGCGCUCACGGUGCAGUUCGUGACGGGCUCCUUCAUCGAGAAGUACGACCCCACCAUCGAGGACUUCUACCGCAAGGAGAUCGAGGUGGACUCGUCGCCCUCGGUGCUGGAGAUCCUGGACACGGCGGGCACGGAGCAGUUCGCCUCCAUGCGGGACCUCUACAUCAAGAACGGGCAGGGCUUCAUCCUGGUCUACAGCCUCGUGAACCAGCAGAGCUUCCAGGACAUCAAGCCCAUGCGGGACCAGAUCACGCGCGUGAAGCGGUACGAGCGGGUGCCCAUGAUCCUGGUGGGCAACAAGGUGGACCUGGAGGGCGAGCGGGAGGUGUCGCUGGGCGAGGGCAAGGCGCUGGCCGACGAGUGGAGCUGCCCCUUCAUGGAGACCUCGGCCAAGAACAAGGCGUCGGUGGACGAGCUCUUCGCCGAGAUCGUGCGGCAGAUGAACUACGCGGCGCAGCCGGGCGCCGACGAGCCCUGCUGCGCCGCCUGCGCCAUCCUCUGAGCGGCGCCGCCGCGACCGUUAGCGGCCGUUGGGGCGGCGGCG